Messenger RNA from Peromyscus californicus insignis, 2304 nucleotides. RefSeq names its product major facilitator superfamily domain containing 13A (gene Slc68a1). Lineage: Eukaryota; Metazoa; Chordata; Mammalia; Rodentia; Cricetidae. The coding region runs from base 226 to 1779 and encodes 517 amino acids. The transcript is spliced from 9 exons. The record is from RefSeq and is a predicted model, not a curated record.
AGGCGCACUGGCUGGCACCUGGCUCCCCGCAGCCGCGGAAUUAGGCAUCCCCUGCCAGGAUUGCGGUGAGCUGCUGGCCCGCGGCCCGGGCGAGGGGUCAGGAACCGGCCAGACUCGGGGGCCGAUCUGCUACAGACGACAAGCCCGAGGAGACGAGAAUGGACAGACUGCCAACGUCCGUGAGCCCUCCUCGGUGCUCCUGGGGCUGAGGCGUGGCCAGCAGCCAUGGGGCUAGCCUGGCCCCGAGCCUGGCUGUUGGGCCUGCCCACAGCCGUGGUGUAUGGCUCCUUGGCCCUCUUCACCUCCAUCCUGCAUAAUGUGUUCCUGCUGUAUUAUGUGGACACCUUUGUCUCGGUGUAUAAGAUCAACAAAGUGUCCUUCUGGAUUGGAGAGACUGUAUUCCUUCUCUGGAACAGCUUCAACGACCCCCUCUUCGGCUGGCUCAGUGACCGCCAGUUCCUCAGCUCCCAGCCCCGGCCAGGAGCUGGGCCCUCCUCCAGAGACGUGGCGCUGACACGGGUCCGGGCUCUGAGCUGGCACGGGCCGUUGCUGGCACUGUCCUUCCUGGCAUUCUGGGUGCCCUGGGCCCCGGCUGGCUUGCAGUUCCUACUGUGCCUGUGCCUUUAUGACGGCUUCCUGACCCUCGUGGACCUCCACCAUCAUGCCUUGCUGGCUGACCUGGCUCUCUCAGCCCAUGACCGUACCCACCUCAACUUUUACUGCUCCCUGUUCAGCGCGGCCGGGUCUUUGUCCGUCUUUGCCUCCUACGCCUUUUGGAACAAGGAGGACUUCUCCUCCUUCCGUGCCUUCUGUGUGGUACUAGCUGCCGGCUCUGGACUGGGCUUUCUGGGGGCCACACAAUUGUUGAGGCAGCGGAUUGAGGCCACCAGGAGGGACAGGGGGUGCUCAGCCCUGGUCAUGGAUGGCGGCGCGUGUGAAGAGGAGCUGCUGGUGGGUGGGCAGGAAGCAGGCGGCAUCACCUUGGGCCAGUACCUCCGGCAACUGGCACGCCAUCAGAACUUCCUGUGGUUCGUGGGCAUGGACCUGGUACAGGUAUUUCACUGCCACUUCAACAGUAACUUCUUCCCCCUCUUCCUGGAACACUUGCUGUCGGACCACAUCUCACUCUCCACAGGCUCCUUCCUGCUGGGCAUCUCCUAUGUUGCGCCUCAUCUCAACAACCUCUACUUCCUGCCCCUGUGCCGGCGCUGGGGUGUCUAUGCCGUGGUGCGGGGGCUCUUCCUGCUCAAGCUGGGCCUUAGCCUCCUCAUGCUGUUGGCUGGCCCAGACCGCCCCGGCCUGCUUUGCUUCUUCAUUGCCAGCAACCGUGUCUUCACCGAGGGCACCUGCAAGCUGCUGACCCUGGUGGUCACUGACCUGGUGGAUGAGGACCUGGUGCUGAACCACCGGACCCAGGCAGCCUCGGCGCUUCUCUUCGGUAUGGUUGCCCUGGUGACCAAACCUGGCCAGACCUUUGCCCCACUGCUGGGCACCUGGCUUCUCUGCUUCUACACAGGUCAUGACCUUUUUCAGCAGCCCCCAAUGACUUCUGUGGGGAGUGUUCAGCCAUGGCCCGAGCCCCCAGCCCCAGCCCCUGCGCAGGCUCCAACCCUCCGCCAGGGCUGCUUCUACCUGCUGGUGCUGGUGCCCAUCACCUGUGCACUGCUCCAGCUCUUCACCUGGUCCCGGUUUACGCUGCAUGGGAGACGUCUACGUGUGGUCAAGGCCCAGCGCCAGAACUUGGCACAGAUCCAUACGCUGGACAUUAAGAUGGUGUGAGAGGUGUGGCACAGGCACUCUGCUGCGGGCAGUGCCCUGGUCCCAGCAGGAGCCUCUCUUGCUGGCCAGCAUCCUGCUUCUUCACCCAGAGAACAGAUGGUGUGGGGGCUCCUGGGGCAGAACCAGGAGCGGCACUGAGGUCUGCCCUUCUUUUCUGUCUGACUGAGCUGGGGCAAGGGCUGAGCCAUAUGUGCUCAGGGACUGUGACUCCUGUGCGGCAAGCAGGAAGGAAGAGCAGAAAGGGUAGAGCUGCAUGCGGUGCCCAAGGAGCUGCUGCGGGCCUGCAGCAGGGGCUUGCCACUUGGGAGGUUUAGGGACUUCUGACACUGUGACUCCUUUUGCCCAUUCAGGUGAAGCUGACUGGAAGUGCCACUUGCCCCUCCUCCUAGUGGUUUCUCUCAGAGGCCUCUCUGCUUCAGCUUGAAGAAGCAUGUCUCUGUGCUGUAGGCUCCCCAAAGCCCAGCAGGCCUCUAAACUCUAAAGAGGCCCCUCUCAUUGAAGUGCAAGUAAAGCCAGUCAUUCCUA